Messenger RNA from Gigantopelta aegis, 4817 nucleotides. RefSeq names its product acyl-CoA 6-desaturase-like. The transcript is spliced from 10 exons. Gene Ontology annotation, cellular component: membrane. Lineage: Eukaryota; Metazoa; Mollusca; Gastropoda; Neomphalida; Peltospiridae. Gene Ontology annotation, biological process: lipid metabolic process. The record is from RefSeq and is a predicted model, not a curated record. The coding region runs from base 144 to 1436 and encodes 430 amino acids. Gene Ontology annotation, molecular function: oxidoreductase activity, acting on paired donors, with oxidation of a pair of donors resulting in the reduction of molecular oxygen to two molecules of water.
UGUUAUUUUUCUUUUAAAGUGUAUCGAGUAAAAUGUUAAAUGCGUAUAGAAAUAGUACAUACUUGACCCCGGAAACUUUUUAAGUGAAACAUUGGUUUGCGAACACAUGCAGCGUUGUUGUUUCUAUUUUAAUAUUUACAAAAAUGAAAGAGGCGUUUCAGAAUGGAGUUAAAAAGUACAAUGUAUAUACUUGGGAUGAAGUUAAACUGCAUAAUAAACCAGAUGACAAAUGGUUAGUUAUUGAUGGCAAGGUGUACGAUAUUACAUCAUGGGCGAAAAAACAUCCCGGCGGAGCAAAAGUUAUUAGUCAUUAUGCCGGCGAAGAUGCGACAGAUGCCUGGGUUGCCUUCCAUAAUGACAAAGAGCUUGUCUCCAAAUUUCUCAAGACGAUACUCAUUGGAGAGCUGUCCGACUACAAACCAACCGCCCUUCAGCUGGAAUUCCGCAAGUUACGGAAGACUGUUGAGGACAUGGGAUGGCUGAAAACCAACCCAUGGUUCUUUGUGGCUCACUUCGUCCAUCUCAUUGUAAUGAUGGUUAUUGCCGGCAGUAUUAUGAGGAUUUACGGUACGGGCUGGCUGCCCUACAUUGCAUCAGCAGUUGUGUUUGCAACAUUCCAGGCUCAGGCCGGAUGGACUCAGCAUGAUUAUGGACAUCUGUCGGUGUUCAAAACAAACAGAAUGAACCAUGUGUUUCAUUACAUCACAAUCAACAUUCUCAAGGGUGCCUCCUCCCACUGGUGGAAUUUCCGUCACAACCAACAUCAUGCCAAACCAAACACUAUCCGAAAAGACCCCGAUAUUGCCAUUGGUUACCUGUUUCUCUUAGGAGAUUACAUGCCAGUGUCCUGGGCAAAGAGGAAGAAGGGCGUUAUGCCGUACAACUUUCAACACCAGUACUUCUUUCUGCUGGGGCCACCACUGUUGCUGCCUAUCUACUUUCACCUUGAAAACAUCUACUUUGUGAUCAAAAGAAAAGAUUGGCUGGAUCUGGGUUUGACGCUGCUGUUUUUUGCGGGUAUUUCCUUGACCUACGAACCACUGCUUGGACACUGGGGAGCUUUCUGCUUCUACAUGUUUGCCAGAUGUUUGGAGAGUCACUGGUUUCUAUGGGUUACACAGAUGAGUCAUAUUCCGAAUAACAUCGACGUGGACAAGAAUCUUGAGUGGUUCCAACUUCAGCUCAUAACGUCGUGCAAUGUGGAUCCCAGUCUAUUUAACGACUGGUUCACAGGGCAUCUCAACUUCCAGAUUGAACACCAUUUAUUCCCGACUAUGCCGCGACACAACUACUAUAAAGUGAAACCACUGGUGGAAUCCAUGGCUAAGACCUAUGGGGUAUCAUAUCGAAGUAAAAACCUGUACCAAGCUUUUGUUGAUAUAUACAGGUCGCUAAAGAAAUCUGGAGAAAUCUGGUAUGACGUGUUCUAUGCAUGAUGAAAAUCUGUAACAAUACGCUGGCCAUUUUCACAGGGAAUGUCCCAAGUCUGUUGCCAUUGUUACGAUGUUGUCGACUAUCAGAUUUGUUUUAAUGACCACAAUUACAUAUUAAAUACAUUGAUCUGCAUUUAAAUUAUCAGUGGCUGUAUAUUAAAUGUGUUUCUGAUUGUCAUAGUGUUUGCACUAGGUCAAACUUCAUUUUAUUUCCUAAUAUAUAUUUUUUCUUAUGUACAAAAUUUUUGGAAGAUCAAAUUCAGUUGAGGCUGCUUACUAAUCAGGACCCUGUUUUAUGCACCUAUCUAGAACUUAGUGACUUACAGUGAUUAUAGUGAGAUCAGUUCAUAAAACAGGAACGAUAUCUGGAGUAGAACUUAGUGACUUACAGUGAUUAUAGUGAGAUCAGUUCAUAAAACAGGAACGAUAUCUGGAGUAGAACUUAGUGACUUACAGUGAUUAUAGUGAGAUCAGUUCAUAAAACAGGAACGAUAUCUGGAGUAGAACUUAGUGACUCAUGGUGACUUUAGCGCUAAGAUCGGUUCAUAAAACAGGAACGAUAUCUGGAGUAGAACUUAGUGACUCAUGGUGACUUUAGCGCUAAGAUCGGUUCAUAAAACAGGAACGAUAUCUGGAGUAGAACUUAGUGACUCAUGGUGACUUUAGCGCUAAGAUCGGUUCAUAAAACAGGGCCUAGGCCCAUAGGAACAAUAUCUGGAGGGGGAGGGGGGUGCACAGUCUCCAUUGAAAGGUUACAAGUCGGGGCCGGUAUUUUCGCAGUCAUCGUAGCGCUACGAUAUCAUAAAACUGUUGUAGGCUUUGACAUAAUUCUGUGAUGAUUUUAUAAUAUGGUACAACACCUGCAAUUGCUCAUGGCAAUCGGCAAUGUCAUGAAGAUUGCCGUGGAGUUGUUAGGUCUUCAUGGCACGUUUUUGCCUUGGGGCUAUAUUCAGGAUUUUUUUCAGUGGCGAUUUUUUUUUUUUUGCCGUGGACAUUUUCUUAAUUGUAGGGGUUGUUGUAGCUCUAAGAUAGCUUCGAAUAUCUUUAACCAGAUUUGUAUCUUUAUUUAUAUGGAGUAUGACCAAAAAAGUAAAUUUUUGUCCUCAAGUGUGGGGGACGAGGGGGGAGAGGACACGGCUCCCACUCCAUUCCUACUAGCUAGCUAACAUCAGGAUAUCGACAACAAGAAACACAUUGAAUACGUAGACACUGAAUUUCUAAACCAUAAACUGUAUUAAAGGAUAUAUUUUUAGUCAUUAAAUAUUUUUAUUUAUAAGUUAGAAACAUCUUACAGUGGCAACAUAUUGAUGGCUGUCUCUUUAACAACAGGCCAACAGCGAUACAGGAUUGCAGUGCAUGAAAAGAUUUUCUCAAAUGUAAUAUUUAGCAGGGUUGUACCAAGUUAGGUUAUGGGUGGGGUGGGAUAACUGCUUUCCGGAAAGUACGAAAAAGACUCCUUUUUCAGGCCUCGACAUUAACUUUUCCAUCUGGGAGCCAGAUGGCGCUUACUUGUAUUUUUUUAUAUAGAUAGCAUGAAAUAUUUUAGUCGCGAAAUGAAAGAAAUGGUUGCAUAUGCGACCAAAUCGAUUGCCAUGUAGAGGGCUGUUUUUAAUUUAAAAGUGUCAUUUUUUUUUACCUGGAGAAGACCCUAUGGGCGAAUUUACAAAGCCUGUUUUUUAGGCCUCUGACCAUUAAAAAUUUGCAUAAACCAUUUAUCGGUAACGCAAAAAUAAAUUCAGGUAAUCAUUUAAAUGAUGUCAUAGAUUCAGUACGCGAACAAAAAAUGGGUUAUGCAAACUAAACUUAUCACAAUUUUCAGAGGCCUGUUUUUGAUAUGCACGCAUGUAAGUGGGGAAAGUGCUAUCCUCUCUAGGAUGGUGCAUAUAAAAGAUCCCUGGCUGCAUUAGGAAAAAUGUAGCGGGUUUUCUCUGAUUACCAAAUGUUUGACAUCCAAUAGCCGAUGAUUAAUUAAUCAAUGUGCUCUAAUGGUGUUAUUAAACAAAACAAACUUUAACAUUUCCAUGCAUGUAACUCCAUAUAUUUACAACAUUGAAUGCUUAAGAACCUGUGUGUAAGAAAAACAGGCUUCCUAAAUUCAUCCCUUUUUGUACACUGUGCUCCAAUUCUUUUUGUUUUUACUACUCCCCCCUCCCCCCCCUAUCCCAUUUAGUUUAGGCUUGGUAUGACCCUGUUAUAGCAAACCCUUAAAACAUACUGUUUCCUGUAACCAACUGCUACGUGAAAGGGGCAUUUUAAUAAUCACAAGAUAAGUUAGUUAUACUAUCGGGGCUAGCUCUGGCACUCGCCAUAUUCGCUAAUAGCGAAUUUUUAAAGCAGUUGGCGAAUUUUAAUUUUAAUUUUAAUUUAUGUUAAAAAGAAAUUAGAAAAAACCCUGAGGAUUUCUGUAAUUUUUUAAGUUUAAUAAACAAUUUUGCGAAUUGUUUUGCUCACCCAGAGCUAUCCAUGACUAUUAUCAGUGGUACACACCUGCUAUAGUUCAAGCCCACCAUUUUAUUAGUGGUAUUCAUUAAUAGACAUGUAAUUUUAUUUUUUCAGUUAUUGUGUUUUUGAAAAAUAAAAUAAAAGUAUUACAAAAUGGAUAGAUUUUUAAUGAUGUCCUAAAGUGAAUGCGAAACAUCCGAAUUUGAAUGUCAAACAAAACGGAAAGGUUAAAAGAAAAGAAAAGGAAAUCAUUGUUGGAAACAAAAUUUGAUUUACGGUAAUUAUAUUGUUAUGAGUUGGUUUACAGUACACAGUUUGUGUUUUAAAAGUUGGCUUUUAGUAUUUCUGAGAAUUAACUCAAUGUGUGAUCUCUUGGUUUUGGAUUCACAGGCCCAUAGGAAACCUAGUGGACCUUUGGGGGGGGGGGGGUCUGUGUCCCUACCCCCACUCGAGGACUAUAAAAUGUGGGGGGUUUUCAUCCCGUUCUGUACAGAAAAUAACCUUUAAAACAGCUGAAAAGUGCUAUUGAAAGAAUUCCUCUUUUUUUUUUUCAAAAUGCUAUGAAAUCAAGUCUGAAGCCAUCCAAAGAUUUUGUUUUUCCUAGUGCACCCCCAGCCCACCCCACUAUAUCUUGUGCCUCCCACUACAGAUAUGAGGAGCAGUCAAAACAUUCAUAGAACUAAGUACUGAAAGCAAUAACAGUCUACCAAAUCUUUCUACAUUGCUUUUCAGUAAAAUCAGCUUGACUUCAUUUCAUUUGGUCCAGUUAUCUUCUAGCUACUGAAACUAAUUAGAACUCUUUUGGCUGGCUGGGCAGGGCAUAGCCCAGUGGUAAAGCACUCGCUUGAUGCGCAGUCAGCCUAGGAUCGAUCCUCAUCGGUGGGCUCAUUGAGCUAUUUCUUGUUCCAUCCAGUGCACCACGACUGUCUGUGGGAUGAUGCA